Messenger RNA from Rhopalosiphum padi (bird cherry-oat aphid), 1467 nucleotides. Its product is annotated as probable 26S proteasome non-ATPase regulatory subunit 3. Gene Ontology annotation, biological process: ubiquitin-dependent protein catabolic process; regulation of protein catabolic process. Gene Ontology annotation, molecular function: enzyme regulator activity. Lineage: Eukaryota; Metazoa; Arthropoda; Insecta; Hemiptera; Aphididae. Bases 1 to 1467 code for a protein of 488 amino acids. The transcript has a single exon. The record is from RefSeq and is a predicted model, not a curated record. Gene Ontology annotation, cellular component: proteasome regulatory particle, lid subcomplex; proteasome complex.
AUGGCCGCCACAGUUGAAUCUAUUCUUGAUGUCGAAAUGACAGAUGUAUCAAAUCUCCAAGAACAAAAAGACACUGCGGCUAUCCAAGAAAUAAGGGACCAAAUUCGUCUGAUUGAGAAGGCCGUUCAAACGAAAGAAACGCGUUUCAUGUUGCGUGUCUUACGAACGUGGUCUGUCACCCGUCGCAAGCUCAAUUCUGUGGUCUUGUGGUCCGUCAUUAAUGAUUUCUACAUACACUGUGCUUCCGACAAAGACCUAUUAUUGUCAUAUAUUACUAUGCCGACUCAACUACCAGAAGAAAUCAAGAUGUACUCAGGUAAAAAUGCCACAGGGGUACUACUCCCUGAAAUCGACGGCUAUAUCCGCUUGCUAGUGUUAGUACAACUUAUUGAUAACAAUGAUUACAAAAAGGCCGUAGAAUUUUCUGAUUUAUUGAUGGUUAAAUUAAUUGAAACAACUAGAUUUACGCUAGAUUUGAUUUCUGCUAAAGCAUAUUUCUAUCAUAUGAGAUGUUACGAACUAACGGAUCAAUUACAUAAAAUUAAAGGGUUCCUUUAUAGUCGCCUUAGAACGGCAACUCUUAAAAAAGAUUAUGAAGGACAAGCCGUGCUCAUUAACUGCCUGUUGCGUAAUUAUUUGCACUAUAAUCUAUAUGAUCAAGCUGAUAAGUUAAUUCAAAAAUUAGUUUUUCCGGAAAAAGCAAGUAAUAAUGAAUCUGCUCGUUUCUUUUACUACCAAGGUCGUAUUAAGGCCAUCCGUCUUGAAUAUUCCAUUGCACAUAAAAAUUUAAUUCAAGCUUUGCGCAAAGCGCCAGAAAAUACAGCAGUUGGCUUCAGACAGAUAGUACAGAAGUUUGCCAUCACAGUGGAAUUACUAUUAGGUGACAUUCCCGAAAGGCAUAUAUUUCGUCAAGCCAGUUUGCGUAAGGCAUUGGUACCAUACUUCAGACUUACCCAAUCAGUCCGCUUAGGAGACAUGGCAAUGUUUAGUGAAACAUUGGAGAACUUUAAGGAAAAUUUCCUUAGUGACCAUACUUACAUGUUGGUUGUACGUUUACGUCAUAAUGUCAUCAGAACUGCUAUUAGAACUAUUGGCGAGUCGUAUUCACGUAUUUCAGUCGAUCAUAUUGCUGAAAAGCUUGGGUUGGAUUCUUCUGAAGAUGCCGAAUUUAUUGUUUCCAAGGCUAUUAGAGAUGAUGUUAUACAAGCAACCAUUGAUUCUGAACACGGGUAUGUGCUUAGCAAAGAACCAGCUGACAUAUACAGUACACUCGAACCCCAGUUAGCUUUCCAUCAACGUAUAUCCUUUUCUUUGAAUUUGCACAAUAAAAUUGUUAAGGACAUGCGUUAUCCUCAUGAAUCAUUUGACAAGGAUUUGGAGUCAGCCAAGGAACGUCGUGAACGCGAACAACAAAAAAUGGAAUUAGCAAAAAAGAUAGCAGAAGAAGAUGACGAUGCAUUCCUUUGA